This is a messenger RNA of Salvelinus sp. IW2-2015, 977 nucleotides long. The record is from RefSeq and is a predicted model, not a curated record. NCBI's taxonomy places the organism in Eukaryota, Metazoa, Chordata, Actinopteri, Salmoniformes, Salmonidae.
UCAAAGCUCGCGCUUUCUGUUUCAAACUUCGCUUCUCGUAUUCGAAAGGUUUUAGGAGAGAGAAGUAAUAAAAGGCAGAAUUUAAGAAGUAUAUGUUUUUCAUCUCUAGGGCACUCCAGUCGUUUCUUAUUAACGUAAUCCAAAAGUUAUUUUGAGGCAGGAAUUUGCAUUGUGAUAAGACAAGUUCUAUGUAAAGUUGCUUGGAAGAAACCGUAAAUAUUCGAGCAGGUGGAGCAUCAAUUCCGACACGUGAAAAGGGGACUUGUCUUUUGGGACACAAUUGUUGCCAGCAUUUGUAUCCUGCUGGUCUGCUUUAUUAAAUUGAUAGGGUCCACACGUUUAACCCGCGUCGUUCUUUGUUUGAAGGACGUUUCCAAAUCAAAAGCCGGCUUUUUCUUCCUUUUUGAGUUAACAUUUUACCUGUCAUUGUGACGUUACCCUAAAUACUGAAAAUGUCAGCUGAAAGAUAUUCAAUAUUGGAUGAACCGUCGCUUCGGAACCUGCUGGAUGGGACGAUGGACCUGGAUGAGCGACGGCUGAUCCGUUCAGCCAUCAGAGAGCUGAGGAGGAGGGAGAUGGAGGACAUGGAGGCAGCCAUGGCCAGAAAACGCUUCCGGCCAACAAAUCUCAGCCAGAACGACAACAAAGAGAACCAACUCACACAUAGGUCAGAAUUGGGGGGCUCCCUAGACGUGCUCUCUGUGAAACUACAAGCCAUCCAGGACAUUGAGGAGCUGACUGGACUGCUGCGCGGGGCCAAUGAGUAUGAGGAGAGGAAACUGAUCAGAGCUGCCAUCCGCCGGCUCCGAGACGAGGAGCAUCAGGGUACAUGGGAGAAAGGGAGGACCACCGGCCAAUGUCUGGAGUCUGAGGGCCUGGAACUCCAAAGCAGCCUGGGAGCAGGGGGAACUGGGACCAUUGAGGUUUUGUGCUGCCACAAUGAAGAAUGCAGAAAACAACAACACCCAGGCAUGUGA